This is a messenger RNA of Austrofundulus limnaeus, 3719 nucleotides long. It is a transcript of the gene iars2, whose product is annotated as isoleucyl-tRNA synthetase 2, mitochondrial. The record is from RefSeq and is a predicted model, not a curated record. Lineage: Eukaryota; Metazoa; Chordata; Actinopteri; Cyprinodontiformes; Rivulidae. Gene Ontology annotation, biological process: mitochondrial translation; isoleucyl-tRNA aminoacylation. Bases 133 to 3246 code for a protein of 1037 amino acids. Gene Ontology annotation, molecular function: aminoacyl-tRNA deacylase activity; tRNA binding; ATP binding. Gene Ontology annotation, cellular component: mitochondrion. The transcript has 24 exons.
ACUUACACGGUUGAAAUGAAAACACAGAUAAACGACUAGCAAAGCGGAAGCAAGUGCAGUACACUACUUUCAUUUUAUUUAUUUAUUUAUUUUUUCAACUUUAUUUAAUUCUCGGAGCCGACUGGCCUCUCCAUGCUGCUGUGCCGGGUGUCAGCCGUGAGUCAGGUACUAGCGAGAUGGGGACGGAGGUCACAUCGAGGAGGUGGCCUCCUCCUCAGCCGUGCUGUCUCGGUCAGCUCCGGUCGCUGUCGGGGUGUUAGCUCCGGAGAAGACAACGCUCAGACCACGAAGGAAGGCUCCACUCAGGGUCUGUACCGAGACACGGUUCUCCUUCCCCGGACAAACUUCCCCAUGAAACUGACCGGACAGAAGCUUUUGGACAAAGAACUUCAGAUUCAUCAGGAAUGUGGUUUUGCAGAGUUGUACUCCUGGCAGAGAGAAAGGAAGGCCAAGAAAGAGUUCUGCCUGCAUGACGGACCCCCAUAUGCCAAUGGAGACCCUCAUGUUGGACACGCACUGAAUAAGAUUCUGAAAGACAUCCGUAACCGUUUUGAGGUGCUGAGAGGACGGCGGGUCCACUACAUCCCAGGCUGGGACUGCCAUGGCCUGCCCAUUGAGCUGAAAGCUUUGGGACAACUGGGCACCGGUGGUCUCAGUCCGCUGCAGAUCAGACAGAGAGCACGGGAGUUUGCUGAAAGGGCGAUAGCUCGUCAGAAGGCCGCCUUUCAGCGCUGGGGGGUGAUGGCUGACUGGGAGCAGUGCUACUACACAUUUGAUGGGGCCUAUGAGGCAGCUCAGUUAAAAGUCUUCCAGGAGAUGCACAGCAAGGGUCUUAUUUACCAGGACUACAAGCCCGUCUUCUGGUCUCCUUCAUCGAGGACGGCCCUGGCUGAAGCAGAGCUGGAGUAUAACCCAGAGCAUGAGAGCAGAGCCGUUUAUGCCACGUUCCCUUUGGUCACGCUGCCGCCCGAGGUCGCAUCAGAAGGAGGUCUGGAGAACGUCUCUGUGUUGAUUUGGACCACCCAGCCAUGGACCAUYCCUGCCAAUCAGGCUGUUUGCUACAUGCCUAAUGCCCAGUACUCUGUGGUGAAGAGAGCGGAUAAUUCUCAAUUGCUGCUGGUAGCGUCUGAGCGUACGGCCAGCCUGGCAUCACUGCUGCACACAGAGCUGCACAGCAUCAGCACUUUCACAGGUUCCCAACUUGAAGGCGGGAUAUGCAAACAUCCCACAAUUCCUGACAAGCAAGUGCCGUUACKGCCAGCCAAUCAUGUGACCAUGGCGAAAGGAACAGGACUGGUCCACACGGCUCCAGCUCACGGCAUGGAGGAUUACAACGUGGCUUCACACUUUAAACUGCCUGUGGAGUGCAUGGUGGAUGAAGAUGGCAGGUUCACUGAGCUGGCAGGACCUGAGCUGCAGGGCCUCUCUGUGAUGACCGAAGGAACUGAUAAAGUGAUUUCCAUGCUGAAGGAGAGCAGUUCUCUGCUGCUGGAGGAGCAGUGCGUCCACAGUUAUCCAUACGACUGGCGAACGAAGCAGCCCAUGAUCAUCAGACCCAGCAAGCAGUGGUUCAUCAACACAGAAUCCCUCAAAGACAAAGCCAAGGAGGCGCUGCAGAAGGUCCGUAUUCUGCCCGAGUCAGCACGAGGCGGCCUGUUGGUCAUGCUGGACAGCCGGACGUUCUGGUGCAUCUCCAGACAGAGAAGCUGGGGGGUCCCCAUCCCAGUUUUUUACCAUAAAGAGACUGGAGAACCUCUCCUCAACAAUUACACAGUGACUCACAUAGCAAAACUCUUCAAAGAAAAAGGCAGCAACUGUUGGUGGGAGCUUCCCAUCGAGGCUUUGCUGCCCCCAGAAGUUCUAAAGAAGAGUAAAGCAGGACCGGUGAGUGACUACRUUCGAGGAGAAGAUGUUUUUGACAUCUGGUUUGACAGUGGAGCAUCGUGGGCAGCUGUACUCGAAGAGGAGACUGAGGAAGAAGCCGAGGAGUCUGAGUCACGUCUCAGCUGGCUCCACACGUCGCUACGAAAACCUCGUGUCACAGAGUCAGASUCCAAAGCAGAUGUGUAUGUGGAAGGAAAGGACCAACUUGGAGGCUGGUUUCAGUCGUCACUACUCACCAGUGUGGCAGUCCGGAACAGAGCACCUUAUAAGUCUCUGGUGGUCCACGGCUUUGCAAUCAGUGAGAAGGGAGAAAAAAUGUCCAAAUCUCUGGGAAAUGUUGUGAAUCCUGAUGAAAUCAUCAAUGGAACCAAGGACGGCAGUGAACCGGCUUACGGGGCAGAUGUGCUUCGUUGGUGGGUGGCAGAGUCAAACAUCUUCUCUGAAGUCCAGGUUGGGCCCAAUGUCCUCAACUCAGCCCGAGACAACGUCGAUAAGUUGAGAAACACUCUCCGGUUCCUCAUUGGAAACCUGCAGGGCUUCGACCCACAGGUGCAAGCUGUGGACCCUCAGCAGAUGUACUAUAUUGAUCAGUACAUGUUGCACCUGCUCCGCGAGUACAGCAUGAAGGUUACAGAUGCUUACAGUGAGUUCGAUGCUGGCAGAGUUGUCCGUAUCCUCCAAGCCUUCAUCACCAGAGACCUCUCUAGCUUUUACUUCAGCAUCAUUAAGGACCGGCUGUACUGUGAUCCAGAGGACUCACUGGGAAGAAGGUCGUGUCAAACCGCUUUAGAGGAAAUUCUGGAUGGUGUGACUCGAUCCGUCGCUCCCAUCCUGCCACAUCUAGCAGAGGAGGUUUACCUGCACGCACCAGGACAUGGCGAAAAAGAGACUUUAUUUAAAAGUGGGUGGAUCAAAAGCAGCUCCGUGUGGCGACGGCCAGGGUUAGAGGAGGCUGUGGAAGGGGCUUGUGCCAUCAGGGACUCAUUCAUGUCCUCCAUUCAUGGAAAAAAUGCCAGUCAGUAUGAGCUCACGAUCGCCAUCGAACCCUGCCUUCUGUUUGAGCUCAUGGAGUCUCUCCAAGAAGAACCCACCUCCACCACCUCUCAGCUAGCUGAGAUAAUGAUGGCAGCACGGGUCAACCUGACCGGUACACUGCCCCGCGAUCUGCACCCUGACGCCCUGGUGAACCACGGAACCUUCCUCAUCAACCUGGAAGGUGGCGUUAUUCGCGAGGACAGCCCCUUCAGUAUUGCCGUGACGCCCACCUCUGCUGCUCGCUGCCCACGAUGUCGCCGCUACACAGCAGAGUCUGCAGACUGCCUCUGCCCGCGCUGCCAAACCAUGAUCUCACAGGCUCACUGACACAGCUGUCAUCAUAACAUCCUCAUGAUGCUUUUAUUCUUUUUUAUUUUAUUUAAUUGACCAGAGACUGGAGGUUACACUCCCACACUAUAAAUCAGCUGCCAUCCUGGUCACUGCAAGCAAACUGAAUCCACAGAUCAGUGAAGGGUUUAUAUUAUAAAAGAACAAUGUUUAUAGCAGAUAGAGCUUACAUCCCAUCAUAUCUGUUCACUUUUCUUCAGGUGCAGGUGUGAACUUGAAAACCCAAAGUCAUCUCAAUCUGCUGUAAACAUGAGGUUUACUGUAAAUAUUGUUGGGAAGUGAGAGCAAGUUUGUGAAAUGGAUGGAAAUGACUUUUCUUUUUUUAUGUUGAUGCAAAACAGUUCACUACUUGUGUCACCAUGUGACAACCCAAGUCCAGAAUAGAAAAAAAAGUGGCGAGUUCCUGUAAAAAAUGAUUGUAAAAUAAAAUGUUGCUUUUCUUUCCCAGCAAA